AUGCUUUUCGGGCGACCUCGGGGACAGCGUGGUGCUGUAUGCUCGGGAGGCAGAGUUCCUUCAGUGGCAAUACUCGGUCUACGAGGCGUUGUGCAUGUUCACCGCGGCGCCUUGGAAGCAUCGAAGACCUGUUCCGAACUCUGUGCGCCCACUUGA
This is a messenger RNA of Symbiodinium sp. CCMP2456, 156 nucleotides long. The record is from the annotation of a GenBank genome assembly. Lineage: Eukaryota; Dinophyceae; Suessiales; Symbiodiniaceae.